Messenger RNA from Schistocerca nitens (vagrant locust), 2090 nucleotides. RefSeq names its product serine hydroxymethyltransferase, mitochondrial-like. Bases 150 to 1622 code for a protein of 490 amino acids. The record is from RefSeq and is a predicted model, not a curated record. Gene Ontology annotation, molecular function: mRNA regulatory element binding translation repressor activity; pyridoxal phosphate binding; protein homodimerization activity. The transcript has 10 exons. Gene Ontology annotation, biological process: purine nucleobase biosynthetic process; L-serine catabolic process; folic acid metabolic process. Gene Ontology annotation, cellular component: cytosol; mitochondrial inner membrane; BRISC complex. NCBI's taxonomy places the organism in Eukaryota, Metazoa, Arthropoda, Insecta, Orthoptera, Acrididae.
UACUUUUCACAGCAGUAGAGUAGCAGCAACUGCGUUAGUUGAGUGUGCGUGUUGGGUGCGUAGUCCUGCGUGUGUGUAAUUUCAGUAGGAGAUAUUCAUUUAUUAGUGGAAAAAUUCUUUGAUUAGGUGUCGCUAUAUUUCUCGGUUAAAUGUUUGUUCUUCGUAGACUUUCUGUUAUAUCUACUCAAUAUUUGAACAAAAAUGUCUUUCCACAUAUGAGACUAGCCUCUUGUUGGACUGGAAAUGAAUCAUUAAGUGAAGAUGAUCCUGAAAUGUGGGCAUUGAUUCAAGAAGAAAAGAAAAGACAGAAGAGUGGUUUAGAAUUAAUUGCUUCAGAGAACUUCUGCAGCCGAGCAGCACUUGAAGCCCUCGGUUCAUGCCUGAAUAACAAAUAUUCGGAAGGUUACCCAGGACAAAGGUAUUAUGGAGGAACUGAAGUCAUUGACAAAAUAGAACUAUUGUGCCAGAAACGAGCAUUAGAAGCAUUUUCUCUAGAUCCAGAGAAAUGGGGUGUAAACGUUCAGCCUCUGUCAGGUUCGCCUGCCAACUUUGCUGCAUAUACUGGGUUGAUGCAGCCACAUGACCGCAUCAUGGGACUUGAUUUGCCCCAUGGAGGACAUUUGACCCACGGUUUCAUGACAGAGUCUAAAAGAGUAUCUGCAACUUCUGUUUACUUUGAAUCAAUGCCUUAUCGCCUAGAUACUGAAACUGGCCUAAUAGAUUAUGACCAGUUGAAAAAGAAUGCACUUCUAUUUCGUCCAAAGGUAAUAAUUGCUGGAACAUCAGCGUAUUCACGACUGCUGGACUAUGAAUGCUUCAGAAAGAUCUGUGACUCAGUUAAAGCAGUGUUGAUGGCAGAUAUGGCUCACAUUUCUGGAUUGGUUGCUGGUGGUGUUAUCCCAAGUCCAUUUGAAUAUGCUGACAUUGUCACAACGACGACACACAAAACACUUCGUGGAGCAAGAUCUGGCUUGAUUUUCUAUCGACGUGGUGUAAAAGAUACUGAUAAGGCUGGAAAAAGUAUACUGUAUGAUUUUGAAUCUCGCAUCAAUGCAGCUGUGUUCCCAUCACUUCAGGGUGGCCCACAUAACCAUGCCAUUGGUGCAGUGGCUGUAGCAUUAAAACAGGCCUGUACACCAGAGUUCAGAAAAUAUCAAAACCAAGUUCUUCUGAAUGCAAAAGCCUUGGCAAAAGGUUUACUUGACUGUGGUUAUUCUCUAGUAUCAGGUGGAACAGACACACAUCUGGUGCUUGUGGAUUUACGAUCAAAGAAACUUGAUGGUACACGAGUGGAGACUGUUUGCAACAAGUGCAAUAUUACAGUAAACAAAAAUACUUGUCCAGGAGAUAAGAGUGCAAUGACACCCAGUGGUCUGAGAUUAGGUGUUCCUGCUUUAACAUCACGGCAGUUCAAAGAGAAAGAUUUUGAGAAGGUUGUGGCAUACAUUAAUAGAGCUGUUGAGAUUGCUGCUGAGACAUCGUCAAAGUCUGGUCCAAAGAUAAAGGAUUUCAAGUUGUGCAUGAUGAAUGAUGCUGACAUAUCAUUGAAGAUACAACAAUUGAAGGAAGAAGUAUGCAAUUUUGCAUUAAGUUACCCGAUGCCUGGAUUUGAUGAUCAUUAAUUAAAGGCAGACUAACUGUACUCUGUACACUUAAUCACAAAUGUGAUCUGAUGCAUCAUGCUGAAUCUCAUGCAUUUUGUACUGCUUUGCUUAUUAUCUGUUAAUUUUCGACAGAUUUUUUUAAAUACAUUUUUUUCACUUGGUUUCAUAAGUGAUUUUUUUUUUUUUUUUUUUUUAAGAAAGGUAUCAUGUAAUGAUAAAGUAAGUUAAGUUGAAUUAGUUGGUACUGAACAACUGUGAUUUAAGUGUUAUGAAACACACAUUCCCUAACUCGUUCAGAUGUUUGUUAUUUUUGUUAUGUGUUUUUUAGUAAAAUAAUAUGAAAAUAAGAACUUCUUUCUUGUGAAUUAGUGGUGUGUGUGUGUGUGUGUGUGUGUGUGUGUGUGUGUAUUUCGGUAUCUGUCAUUUGUGAUAGGAGUGGCUGUGCAUUUUUUCUUUGUAAGUAUUAAUAAAAUGUGCUAUCAACAA